AUGGCUAAAGUCUCGAGUUUUGUCAGCGGAGAUAAUCCACAACGCGGCUCACUCACGCUGUUUCCUUCUGUUGACCCCUGCUACAGCUACACUGUGCUGGACAAUCCAUGGAGAUCCACCAAUAAUACAUAUGAUUCAGUUUUAAAAUGUGAUGGGUCAGUCACCUGGAGCGGCUGGUAUCGUCUCUUCAUUAACAAUGUGAACGCUCAGAUCCCAGACACGUGUGUUGCAAAGUAUAGCUGUGGCACCCAUAUACCACUGUGGAUCCGUGGUGGACACCCAACAGUACAGGAUGGAGUCGUCACUCGAGAUGUCUGUGGUCACUGGGAAAAUUACUGCUGCUAUAUCGGGUCUUACCCCAUUAAAGUCAAAGCCUGUCCAGGCAAUUAUUAUGUCUAUGAGCUGGUUAGUCCAACUUGGUGCUAUUUAGCAUACUGUGCAGUUACUAACAUCAGCAGCACUGUUACAACAAUUGCACCAGAGACAAGCACAGCUGUUAUAAAUAUAACACCGCAGGAUGAAUGCACAAGUCAGACCUCUGGAGGAUGUUUUCAAAAUCUUCUUGAGCAGAUCGAGAACAUUACAGCUCAAGUGCUUCCUUUGAAUACUGUGACAAACAUUUUGACUGUGGCCUUCAACACUUCAGAGAAGACUUUGGAGUCAUUUUCAUCAGCAAAACCAACUGAACUAGCCUCCUAUGGAAACCGCAUGUUAAAAACCACUGAAAAACUCAUCUCUACAUUGGUGAAGCCGACAAUCACAAGUGACAAUGUCAGUUUUACUCUUGCUACUGUUGAGGGUCAAGUCUUCAUGGUUGGACCAAAUGUCACCUUAAAUAAAAUCCCACAACUUGACACGACAAAUUCUUCUGUGGACAUCGAUCUCAUUGGGAUCGCAAAGAGCAACAAUGAAAGAUCAGCUGCUGUGGCUUUCAUGAGCUACAGCACGAUGGAGAAUCUACUGAAGCCAGACUUCUUCAACACAUCAAAUGACACUGUUAAAACCAUGAUGUCCACUGUGAUCUCAGCUACUCUUCCCAAAACCACCAACACUAAACUCACCAAACCAGUCAACUUCACCUUCAGACACAUCAGAAAGUUUGAUCCCACUAGUUCUCUGUCCUGUGUUUACUGGAAUAUCAGUGAGUGGAUUGUAGAUGGUUGUUCUGUUUUAAAGACCAACAGCAGCUACACUGUGUGUUCCUGUGUUCAUCUGUCGACAUUUGCUCUCAUCAUGCAAACCAGCCGUCCACCAGAGAGCGACUCUCAACUGCUGGAUCUGUUGAAUCUGGUGUGUGUGAUCGUGGGGCUGGUGUUCUUCAGUUUGGCCCUGUUGACAUUUGCCCUUUGUCAGUGGAGUCCUGGAGUGAAUAAUGUGGCUCGAAUCAACAUCUGCAUCAGUCUUCUGUUGGCUCAUCUUCUGUUUCUGCUCACACAGCAUUUCCUGAACAUCAUACGGCCUAAGCAGGUGUUGUGUGCCGUGAUCUCAGGCCUUCUGCACUUCUUCUUUCUCUCCGGCUUUGUGUGGAUGUUCAUUGAAGCUGUGAUGCUCUUCAUCUAUGUAAAGAACCUAUCACAGAUCAGCUCCAGAAAGAGGGAGGUGCUUAGCAGUGGAUUCCUGUGUGUGAUUGGAUAUCUGAUUGCUCUGGUUGUGGUGUGUGUCUCGGUCGGUCUGGUUCCUGAAGGCUACGGCAGCGAAUGCUGCUGGAUUAAAAUCGAUAAAGGCUUCAUCUGGAGUUUUCUGGGUCCUGUUUGUGUCAUACUAGCGUCCAACACGCUUCUCUUCAUCAAGAUCAUCAUCAGUCUGAACUCAACUCUGAAAAGUCUCAAUGCUGAAGUUUCACAGAUGAAACAAACCAAGAUUAUGGUGUUUAAAACACUGGCUCAGUUUGUGGUUCUUGGUUGCCCCUGGAUUCUGGGUUUCUUCACUAAUGGCAGGAAGGAGCUGGAGAUCCUCUUCCUGAUCUUGAACUCCCAGCAGGGAACCUUCAUCUUCCUGAUCUAUUGUGUCCUCAAUAAUGAGGUUAGACAGCAGUAUAAGAAGUUCUUCAGAUGUCUUUGCUGCAUCAAACAACACUGAUGACUACAACAUCACGUUCAGAA
Labeo rohita (rohu) is the source of this 2102-nucleotide messenger RNA. Its product is annotated as adhesion G protein-coupled receptor E3. Gene Ontology annotation, molecular function: G protein-coupled receptor activity. Gene Ontology annotation, cellular component: membrane. Gene Ontology annotation, biological process: adenylate cyclase-activating G protein-coupled receptor signaling pathway; cell surface receptor signaling pathway. The transcript has 15 exons. NCBI's taxonomy places the organism in Eukaryota, Metazoa, Chordata, Actinopteri, Cypriniformes, Cyprinidae. The coding region runs from base 1 to 2079 and encodes 692 amino acids. The record is from RefSeq and is a predicted model, not a curated record.